AGUGUUGACGCCAUCUUUUUCAGACGGAUUACGUGUAGAAGGAAUAUAUUCUAAACAAAGAUUCAUAACAUACUAAACAAUUUUUAGUAGUUGGAACAUUUGAGGUGAACAUAGUUUUAGUUCUGUGAAAACUAUUUUAAUAGGUAUCAAGCAGUGUCAUUCUAACUUUACUUUUUAAGGAGAAAGGGAGUUUAACAUGCAUACUCAAGUUGCUGGAAGUGCACAAAGCACGAGAUCCGCUGAGCGCACCAAGAGAUGUAUCCGUAUCACAGCAUGGGCCACACGAAUUCUAGCUCUCCUCAGCAUCGUGUUUUGUAUCGUGGCCUUUGUGACAAUAGGAGAAUAUGUGUUUGGAAUCUUCAUGAUGGUCACAGCAAUCCUUAGUGUUAUGAGCCCGUUAAACUUCAACUGUUGCUGCUACUCGGAUUGUUCAAGAAACACAAAGGCUGAAAAAGCAAUCGGACAUUGGGGUGUCAUUGUGUGGAUGUUCUUGAGCAACAUUGGAUACAUCGUUAUGUUUGGGUACAGCUGGUACUAUUGGAUGGCAUCUAGAGAUAGCUAUUACUAUAGAGGUUCCAGAUAUGACAACAAUUAUAACAAGAAUUAUAGCUACUACUACCCUAAUCACGACAUUUCUUUGCUCGACACAGUAUUUGCAAUGUCUCUGCUUAUCACGUUCUUCCUAUCGAUAUUCAACCUUUACUCGCUUUGCCUUGUCUACAAGUACGGUUGUUGCUUCAUGAAUGAAGUCGAUAAGGAACACUCUCAGCAAAGCGUUGAAACAGUAGUCGUGAUGAAUCAGCAGAUAUCCACGAUCGGAGGCGGUAUUCCGGUUAACGGUGUACAGUUUACAAAUGCUGCAGUGGGUGCUCAGCAACCGUUUACCAACCCUGGGAUGCAGUACCCUCAAUACCAGCCAUAUCCUGCCGGACCUCAUUACAUGGCUACACCUUUACCACAAGCUGUUGGUGUAACAACUGACUCAGUUGGCGUAUCUUUUCCACCAACAAUGGCGGAACCAGUUGGACAGGCUUCUAGCCCUCCACCAUACGCUGAAGCUGAUCCGAAUGAGAAACAACCACAGUGAUCGAAUCACAAAGCUCGUUUCUUGCCAAAUUGUCACAGUAACAUGAUACAAUAACAAUGAUAUAACUAAAACAUACCAAUAAGUGUUAAUGUUCAUAAUUUAAAAAAUAACAUUGUUUAAAAGAAAAUCAUUUUACGAGCAAAUCUGUUAUUAGUCUUUCAAACAAAAUGAUGCCAAAUGAAUAGAUCUGCAUAUCUAUAUAACAUCCAUGUAAAAUUACCUUAUUUGCAUAACGUAUAACUAUAUAUCUCAACAUAUUUGUCAACAUAUAUGUAUACAAUUUCAUUAUAAAUGUUCAAGCGCUGUUACGUGAUAUGUCCAAAUUUAGCAUUUUCCGAUGUGAAUAAGUAUCUCUUAAAUGAUAUACAAAAAAAAACUCUUUGUAAAUUAACCAAAGAGUUAAAAACCAAAAACUUAAAACAAAAUAUUAUGAUGGAUCUUUCAAUUGUACCCUUUUUGAGUGUGAAAUAUAUUAUUUAUUCGGAAUAUGUUAAGUAUGUCAUUUCAACGCAUGACUAUAAUUGCUAUGUGUUUUAAACAUGUGUUCGUAAAUACCUGUAUGUCGUCGCUGGUAUGUGUUAUUUUUUUAUUUCAAGCUUUUAAGUUUAACUGAUGUUGAUUUUUACGUCUAAGAAUGAGUAUUGUCUAAAAAUGUUUAUAAUAUAUAUAUAAAAUUGAUAAAAACCAACCAAAAUCGGCGCGCUACUUUUUGUUUUAACAAUUUAUUAAAGUUAUUUGCAAACGUCUGAUUUCAUUUAUAAUUUAAUCAUAAAUCAUGAGGGUAUUGUUUAUGGUGUAUAUGUGUCCAGACUUACAUGUAUUUUUUUUAUAUGUUCCUAUAGCUAGCUUUUUACAGAUUGAUCCCACAAUGAUUUGAAAUAAGAUUGCGGGCAUGCGCGGAAGACAAUCGAAAUAUGAAACAAUCGCAGUAAUCGAAUCAAAAACAAUGUUGAUGCCAAUUACAUAGAUCUGCAUUUGUAUAUACUUUCUGUGUAAAUAUUUCUUUUUUGUGUAACUUACUUACAUUUAUCUUAAAGGCCUAGUUUAAGCCUGCUAUAAGUGACCCCCCCCCCCUCACCCCCCCCCCCCAAAAAAAAGAGAGUGUAUUUGUACACAACUUCUGUUAAUAAAUCUUAAUAUAAUUGCCUAAUCGUCUUAUCAGAUCUCGAUUCUGAGUAUCCUGCUGUGCAGUUUUGGAUAUUUUAUUAUAAAAAUGGACCCUAAAUGGCCCUGAGCCAAUUAACGAAUACACAAGAAAUUGACCAUACGGAGAUGCACAGCAGGGGAUUAUAAUGCCAAUCAUUCCUUAAACUAGGCCUUUAAACAUCUUAGUCAAAUGAUUUGUUUAAUAUUCUGUGUGGAAUCCUACAUAUCAUACAUGCAACAGCAUCUUACACAAGUUUUUGAAGGAAAAUAUAAAAAACAAUUGGCGAGCCGUGAAUAAUUGAAAGCCAAUAAGAGUUUGAUCAAAUUAUGUGUGCUAAAUAAAAAAUGAAAAAAGGAACAUUUAAUUCAGAUAUAAGGUGUGCUUAACAGUGUUCGUAUCACAUCUUUAUAACUGGUCGGCUUAACAUGUCAUCCAUUUUCCGAUUAAAAUAUAUUUAGGUAUAUAGUUUAAAACACUACUCCGAACACAGGUAAUCCAAAAUUAUCGCUAUUUCGAAAAUAAAUCGGUCCCGAUUUUAAUCUUUCCUAUUGUUUAAUCUUUAAACAGUUAUCGCUUGUCCGAAUUAAUCGCUAUUCCGAAGUAAAAGAAUACGGUCCCGAUUUGGUACUUCACACCUUUUUGUAAAUUCUUAUUUCGAACUCGACCAUCUCAUAGUUUAACACAUCAUAAUGCGAAUGCACCUAUAAUGCAUUAAGGCGCUAUCACAUUUGAUCGCCGCACUGCUCACUCGACCCGCUAAAAGCUUGGAAUUUCAGUGCUAUUUAAACAUGCUUUAUAUAACUUGAGCUAUGUUCCGAAUGCAUGCAUGUGCUAUUGUUUAAACUGUUUAAUGUUGUUUUAAUAAAGAAGUAUAUUUGUU
Mya arenaria is the source of this 3114-nucleotide messenger RNA. RefSeq lists its product as uncharacterized. The record is from RefSeq and is a predicted model, not a curated record. The transcript is spliced from 5 exons. The coding region runs from base 197 to 1087 and encodes 296 amino acids. Lineage: Eukaryota; Metazoa; Mollusca; Bivalvia; Myida; Myidae.